AUGCUAAUCUACAUUACAGUCCAUAAAGACUUUUCUCAUCCUUCAGUCGAGAAGGAUACUUUUCAGUUAGAUGUUGAAUCUACAAUAUCCAUCGAAGAUAUAAAGGUACCAAAUACAUUCAAAGGGGAAGGUUCUUAUAACUUUAAGAUAUAUCGAUUUGGGUCCAGACGACUUUGAUUUAAUUCAAGAAUAAAGCAAGACCAAAUUAGUUAACAAAUCUAAAGUACAUGAGUUAUUGUUAGGAACAGAUAAUCCUAUUAAAUUUGUGAUGAUCCAAAGAUCAAAAGGAUGUUGUUGUUUCACAUUUUGA
Messenger RNA from Paramecium pentaurelia, 310 nucleotides. NCBI's taxonomy places the organism in Eukaryota, Ciliophora, Oligohymenophorea, Peniculida, Parameciidae. The record is from the annotation of a GenBank genome assembly.